Messenger RNA from Stegodyphus dumicola, 1392 nucleotides. Its product is annotated as pentatricopeptide repeat-containing protein 2, mitochondrial-like. The record is from RefSeq and is a predicted model, not a curated record. Lineage: Eukaryota; Metazoa; Arthropoda; Arachnida; Araneae; Eresidae. Gene Ontology annotation, molecular function: RNA binding. Gene Ontology annotation, biological process: mitochondrion organization; multicellular organism development; regulation of mRNA processing. Gene Ontology annotation, cellular component: mitochondrion.
UGAAGCCAUUCUUUUCUGCACAUUGCGUUAGGGAUCGUAUUUACCGGUAUUGAGAUAAGAAUUUGUUAUUAUAUUUUGAAAUGAAUUCUUUAAGAGGCUUUGUAACAAGUACUUCUGUUAUUUCCCGUCUUCUCCAGGGAAAAACCUGCAAUAUAAGUGUGCGAUUCUUAUAUAAUGAACAGUUUCUGGGUCUCGAUAAAUAUAUUGAAGGAAGACAGAGGACUAUCAGUCGAAUAGGAAACAUGAGAGAAAAUUUCUAUAAUCGAAUGAGAGCUCAGUUGAAUACUUCUCUGCAGUCCAUGAUUUUCACUGAAGAUCUGAAGACUGUCAUUCACUCUGCUGAAGACAAACCUGAAGACCUUGAGCUUACAGUACAAAUGAUGAAAAGGUUUCAUAAACAAAAUAAAGAAUUACGCUUUGGAACAUUUAUAUUUGGACCAGUCGCAAUGCGUCUUUUCUAUUAUCUCAAAAAGCAGGACACGAUGUGUGAAUUUUUCAAGGAUCCUGAAUUGGAUGGCUUUUUUGAUCAACUGAAGUCUUACCUGUUGUGCAUGGAUUUGUGCUUCAAAAAUGGAGAAUAUGACCAAAUUUUGCAUUUCUUUAAAGAUUUGCAAUCUAAGCAAAUUGCAGAAACAAAAUUUCCUCGAGAAGCUGUGGUUCUAACAGUUGGAGCAUGUUAUAAAUUAAAUACGCCAGAAACCUUCCAGCUGGCAACAGAUAUAGUCACACAAGCCCGAGAGGCAAAAGUUCCAAUUAUUCGAAAGGCUUUAUCAUUUGUUGUAGCAUUAGCUUUGAAUCAGGGAAGAGCUGAUGUGGCCCUAGAAAUAUUGUCUAGUAUAGAUAGAUACAAUAACAUCACUGGAAAUAACUUGAAAUUGAUGGCAUUAGCAGGGUUAGACCGAAUAAAUGAUGCUUUUGACAUUUUGCGUCGGGUUACAGAUCAAGAUUCUCCUGUUCAGACUAGAAUUCGAGGAGAAAUUUGCCAGAGCACUUUGGAUGCAUUGCAACAGUCAGUUGAUAAAUUAAAUGACAAAGAGACUAGCCAUAUAUUUGAACAACUGUGCAGAUCAUUAAAAGAGAGUAAUUUGGUGACAAGUCAGACAAUUGACGAUCUUGUGUGUCUACCAAUUGAACCUCGACAAUUUUUAAGAGAUGAUGGCUUUGCUUUUCGACCAAGGAAUCGUUUUCCAGACCAACAGUUCAGACCAAGAGAAAGUAUUGAAAGAGACAGUGAUUUUCCUGUAAGGCGUCGGCAGUUUGCAGGCAUUUCUGAUGACUACUAAUUAGUAUAAUAAUAAAUGAAAAAAAUAGUCUGUUCCAAGUGCAUUGUAAUAUAACAUUAUUACAUUAAACUAAAUUUUAGAUGAAUCAUUAAAUUUGUUUCUGAAUCCA